AUGGCUCUCCGGCCGUGCAAGGUGCUCAUCGCAGGUUGGGGGAUCGUUGGUCUCGCCUUUGCCAUCGUGAUGGAAAUGAUUGGUGUGGACUACUUCUUGUUAGAAGCAUACUCGGCAAUUGUGACUGAAGUUGGGGCUGGUAUCUGCCUGAUGCCCAACGGCGUCCGAGUCCUUGAUCAGCUGGGCUGCUAUGAGGAUCUACUUAGUUCCAACAUCACUGAACUUUUAAGUGUGGGCUUUCGAAACACAGACGGAGAGCCCCUGGCCCCGUCGCUAGAUGGAUCCGUCAUAACUGAGAGGUAUUCUAUCCUGCCUCUCCUCUGUAUACGGAUGUUCUGGUCUUGGGUGGAUCAUCAGAUGCUGCUCGAUGUUCUUUAUAAUAGGAUAUCAGACAAGUUCAAGGGGGUGUCUCAAAAAUGCGUCGCGAGGGUCAGCCAUGCCGAGGACCAUGUCGAGGUCACCGCAUCUGAUGGAUCGACUUUUCGCGGUGACAUCCUUGUUGGAGCAGAUGGGACACACUCCCGCCUGGGAAUCCAGGAUUAUGACGAAGAUACUAUCACCGCAACAUACGCGGGAAUAUCAGGUACAUCUACAGAGGCUCCCGGAGUCCCCACGGGCUGUCUUAGUUUUGUCACGAACAAGCACUUCUCGUAUAUUAUCGAGAAGGAAGCGCUUCUUCGGGAACACGCGAAUGACAAUAUCACGUCUACCGUGCGAUUCGAUGAUCUUUACAAAAGCAAAAUCAGGGCAAUACAAACACCUCUGGCAGCAUUAGCCAAUAAUCCCGUGGCAGUCUUAUCUCAGUCGUCGUCUUUGGGCGCGCCGUUGACCGCUGAACUCCCCGCCGUCUUUCAGCAGGUUCAGGACCUGCGCGUCCCGCGAGUGUCACAGGUGGUCCAGCUGUCCCGUCAUCGGCAGCAGUUGGAUGGUCUGGAGACCCCAGGACUAAGUGACUUUAUGUUGUACAAUUUCUCAAAGUUGCCCCCCGGCGCGUUGUUGCAGCGAUGGGACGAGACAUGA
Messenger RNA from Aspergillus alliaceus, 1020 nucleotides. Its product is annotated as FAD-dependent oxidoreductase. The record is from RefSeq and is a predicted model, not a curated record. Gene Ontology annotation, molecular function: FAD binding. The transcript is spliced from 6 exons. Lineage: Eukaryota; Fungi; Ascomycota; Eurotiomycetes; Eurotiales; Aspergillaceae. The coding region runs from base 1 to 1020 and encodes 339 amino acids.